Messenger RNA from Thelazia callipaeda (thelaziosis nematode), 1296 nucleotides. Lineage: Eukaryota; Metazoa; Nematoda; Chromadorea; Rhabditida; Thelaziidae. The record is from the annotation of a GenBank genome assembly.
UUGUUUGUUAUUUCAGAUUUUUUGGGUGAUCAGAUAGAAGAUGUAGAUUUUGAUGAUGAUGAUGAAAGAUUGGUGGGAGAUUUGGAUGAACAUUCUAAUGAACGGGAACAACUUCGAAAGAUGAUUGAAGAAAUAGAAAGAAAAGAGCAAGAAAGGCGCAAAAAAGAAAAAAAAAGUCGUAGGUCACCCAUGAAUAGACCAAAAUUACCAAUUGGCAUUAUUAUCAACACUGACAAAAGCAGAUAUAAAAUACUUGAAGUAUUGGGAGCUGGAGGUUUCGGUGAUGUGUAUAAGGUACGGCAAUUAGAUGGGGCUAAGAAGGGUGACGAUAUAUUUGCUUUGAAGACUGAAACAACUACUGCAGGAAAAGCUCUUAAUCGACUUAAGAUUGAAAUGACAAUUUUGCAAGAAUGUGAGAGUCUACCAGAUGGAAAACGAACGCAUUUUGUUAAAAUGACUGAUAGAGGGCGAACAGAAUCGUUUAAAUUUAUUGUGAUGCAGUUGGUAGGAACUAGCAUUGAUAAACUUCAAAAAAAACAACCCAAAAGACAUUUCAGCUUCUCGACUACUAUUAAGUUAGCAAUUCAAACUUUGGAAGGCAUAUCACAUUUGCACGAACUUGGUUAUCUUCAUCGUGACAUCAAACCACAAAAUUUCACGAUCGGAUUGAAAGAUAAGGCAGGCAUUGUCUACCUUCUUGACUUUGGUAUUGCACGUCGAUAUAUAGAAAAAGACAGUAAAGCUAUCAGAUUACCUCGAGAAAUGGUACGAUUUUUGGGAACUGUACGAUUUGCAUCACGGAAUUGUCACCGUUCUCGUGAACAAUGUCGAAGAGAUGAUCUCGAAUCGUGGGUAUAUAUGGUGAUUGAAUUCACAGAAUAUGCUUGUUUGCCAUGGUCAAGAUCUGUUGAUCGAGACGUUGUCUGUCGAGAAAAAGAACGAUUAUUUGCCGGAACUUAUACAAAGCAUAUAGCUAGUUUACCGGAAGAAAUUCACAAGAUUUUAAAGUACAUUGAUGAGCUGAGUUUUCAAAACACACCCGAUUAUGACUAUAUAGCUACGAUGUUAAAGCGAGCUGCAGCACGCAGGCAUACUAAUUUAACUUCAAAAUUUGACUGGGAAGAUUCAGAGAAUGUCGAUAGUGAAGCAGAUGCUAUUGGAAAAACGCCUAGUAGUGUUGAUAAAGUUAAAGAUCGACAACCGAAAUCAACUUCUGGUGCAAACACUCUCAGGCGAUCUCCCAGCGAAAAGAAGCAAAAGAGUCGUGUACCCGAAGAACGGGAAGGUCAAACAUGA